Messenger RNA from Cricetulus griseus (Chinese hamster), 1630 nucleotides. The record is from RefSeq and is a predicted model, not a curated record. NCBI's taxonomy places the organism in Eukaryota, Metazoa, Chordata, Mammalia, Rodentia, Cricetidae.
GGCGGGCCUUGUUUCCGGCUUGAGAAAUCGUCGCGUUCCUGAGGCGACGCCUGAGCCGGCAGUUAGCCACCGCGCAAGCAGCCGCCCGGAGCGGUGGGUCUCGGCCCCGGCGUCACCAUGGGGGCCGUGUUAGGCGUCUUCUCCUUGGCCAGCUGGGUUCCAUGCCUCUGUAGUGGUGCAUCAUGUUUGCUAUGCAGCUGCUGUCCCAUCAGCAAGAAUUCCACUGUAACUCGGCUCAUCUAUGCUUUUAUUCUCAUCCUUGGCACUAUUGUGUCUUGUAUCAUGAUGACAGAUGGCAUACAAACUCAGCUAAAGAAGAUUCCUGGAUUCUGUGAAGGAGGAUUUCAAAUCAAGGUGCCUGAUAUAAAGGCAGAGAAAGAUUGUGAUGUGCUGGUCGGUUUUAAAGCUGUAUAUCGGAUCAACUUUGCUGUGGCCAUCUUUUUCUUUGCCUUCUGUUUGCUUAUGUUAAAAGUAAAAACAAGUAAAGAUCCCAGAGCAGCAAUACACAAUGGUUUUUGGUUCUUCAAAAUUGCUGCCAUUAUUGGUAUCAUGGUUGGAUCUUUCUACAUCCCUGGGGGCCAUUUUACUUCAGUCUGGUUUGUUGCUGGCAUGAUGGGGGCCACUUUCUUCAUCUUCAUCCAACUGGUGCUCUUGGUAGACAUGGCUCACUCUUGGAAUGAAUCAUGGGUAAAUCGAAUGGAAGAAGGAAACCCAAGGCUCUGGUAUGCUGCUUUGCUGUCUUUUACAAGCUUGUUUUAUAUCCUGUCAAUCAUCUUUGCCGUGUUGCUCUACAUCUUCUACACCAGACCAGAUGGCUGCACAGAAAAUAAGGUUUUCAUCAGCCUUAACCUGAUUUUUUGUGUUGCAGUUUCUAUUGUAUCCAUUCUCUCCAAAAUUCAGGAACAUCAGCCUCGUUCUGGCCUCCUGCAGUCCUCCAUCAUCACUCUGUACACCUUGUAUCUCACGUGGUCGGCCAUGACCAAUGAACCUGACCGUUCCUGCAACCCCUCUCUUAGGAGCAUCAUAACACAUUUAACCUCACCCACUGUGUCUCCAGCAAAUUCAACUACUCUUGCUCCUGCCUCUACUCCGUCAUCACAGAAUGGACACUCUAUGAAUUUGGAUGAUUUUGGGGGGUUGACUAUCUUUGUUAUCUGCCUUAUAUAUUCUAGCAUCCGUACUUCAAGCAAUAGCCAAGUUAACAAGCUGACCCUCUCUGGGAGUGACAGUGUUAUCCUUGGUGAUACCACCAAUGGAGCCAGCGAUGAAGAAGAUGGACAGCCUCGUCGGGCUGUGGAUAAUGAGAAGGAAGGGGUGCAGUAUAGCUACUCCUUCUUCCACUGGAUGCUCUGCUGUGCUUCCUUGUACAUCAUGAUGACCAUAACCAGCUGGUACAGUCCUGAUGCCAAGUUCCAGAAAGUAUCCAGCAAUUGGCUAGCUGUGUGGGUCAAAAUGGGCUCCAGCUGGGUGUGCCUCCUCCUGUACCUCUGGACUCUUGUGGCUCCACUCAUCCUCACAGGCCGGGACUUCAGCUGAGCUUCCAGUGCCAAGGACACUGCUAAAGCUGACAGUCUCCUUUGCUGAAGAUGCAGGUCCAUUCAACGUUUCAUCAACUAAACUAUUAAGUGAA